Molecule: messenger RNA, 2841 nt
Organism: Populus nigra (black poplar)
Lineage: Eukaryota; Viridiplantae; Streptophyta; Magnoliopsida; Malpighiales; Salicaceae
Product: glutamate receptor 2.7-like
Exons: 5
Coding region: 13-2631 (872 amino acids)
Cellular component (GO): plasma membrane
Molecular function (GO): signaling receptor activity; ligand-gated monoatomic ion channel activity
Source: RefSeq, a predicted model, not a curated record
UCAGCAAAUGAAAUGGCUACUGUUCAUUUUGAGCUCUCGUUAAUGGCCAUAGUUUUAUUACUAACACCAAGUAGUGGUAUAGCAGCUGAUCGAAGCAGUGGGACAAAGGGCAACCUGCAGCAUGUUAAUGGCGUUGUUGGUGCCAUAGUCGACACAAGCUCCCGUAUUGGUAAAGAAGAAAGAGUAGCAAUGGAGAUCGCUAGGGAGGAUUUGUAUCGUUACUCCAAUCAAACUUUGAUUCUGCACGUAAAAGACACCGAUCAAAGGAAACCCAUCCGAGCAGCACUUGCAGGUAUGGAUCUCAUCAACACACAAGUACAGGCUAUUCUAGGACCGCAAACAUGGGAAGAGGUGUCAUUGAUUGCUGAUAUCUGCACCAAAAACCAAAUUCCCAUUUUUUCUUUUGCGGACACAACUCCAGAAUGGACAACAGAGAAGUGGCCCUUUCUACUCGGAGCUUCACACGACAAUUUUGCACAAAUGAAAGCCAUAGCUGCUGUUGUACAGUCUUGGAAUUGGCAUCAGGUAACUGUAAUACACGAAGAUGUAGGUUCUUGGACGAAUGGAGUCAUGCCAUAUCUCCAUGAUUCCUUAAGAGAAAUAGGUGCAGAAGUUAGCCAAUUCGUAGGCCUCUCGUCUUUUGCUUCUUCUGAUUCAUUAUCCAGAGAGCUUAAAAAUCUUAAAAGAGAGCAGUGUAGAGUCUUUGUUGUUCAUCUGUCAUUACCAUUGGCCGUGCGUCUAUUUGAGAUGGCGAAGAAAUUGAAAAUGAUGGAGAAAGACUAUGUUUGGAUCACUACACAUCACAUUACAAGCCUUGUCCACUCCAUCGAUGCCUCUAUCAUCUCCUCAAUGCAAGGAAUUGUAGGAGUCAAGAGCUACUUCUCGGAAACAGGAACACGUUUUCAGGAUUUUAGUUCAAGAUUUCGUAAAAGGUUUAGAAGAGAAAAUCCUGAAGAGGAAAACAAUGAGCCUGGGAUUUAUGCAGUGCAGGCCUAUGAUGCUAUCUGGACAAUAGCUCGAGCGUUGAAAGGAAGUAAUAGGAGGAAUCAAGAAUUAUUGGAAAAAGUUUUGCAAACUGACUUUCAAGGCCUGUCAGGAAAAGUUCAAUUCAACAAUCACAAAAUGGCUCCAACACAGAUGUUUCAGAUCAUCAAUGUGGUGGGAAAGAGUUAUAGGGAACUCGGGUUUUGGUCAAGUGGAUUAGGUUUCUCAGAGAUUAUUGGUAAACAUGCUACCUACAGCCCUCUUAUGAAUGAUUUGGAGCAAGUGAUUUGGCCAGGGGGGCCUAGAUAUACUCCUAGAGGAUGGACCGAACUUACAAGAGAGAAGCCACUUUUGGUUGGUGUGCCUGCAAAAUCAGGUUACAAAGAGUACGUGAAAGUGGAAUACGAUCGAUCAGGGAAUGCAACUUCUUUCGAUGGCCUUGCAAUUGAGAUCUUCAAUGCCACGGUACGACGCUUGCCAUUCUAUUUGCCAUACGAGUUCGUCGCCUUCAAUGACAUCUCUUACGAUAAUCUAGUGGGCCAAAUUGGUAAGACAUUUGAUGCCGUGGUCGGUGAUGUGGCAAUAGUGGCUAGCAGAUACUCGCAUGUGGAGUUCUCACAUCCCUUCUCGGAAACUGGAUUGAUGCUGGUCGUCCCUGCUCGGUCAAGCAAUAAAGCAUGGUCAUUUAUCAAACCCUUUACAAAAUCCAUGUGGGCUUCAAUAACCGUCAUAACUAUAUACAAUGGUUUCGUUGUUUGGCUAAUUGAGCGACAUGCUCAUCCUGAAUUAAGAGGCUCCAUGCUCCAUCAAAUAGGAGUCAUGCUUUGGUUAUCUUUCAACACUCUUUUCUCUUUACAAGGUGGAAAACUGCAUAGCAAUUUGUCAAGGAUGUCAGUGGUGGUAUGGUUGUUUGUUGCGCUAGUUGUCAUACAGACAUAUACAGCCAACCUCACCAGCAUGUUGACUGUCCAGAGGCUUGAACCCACCGUAACCAGUGUUGAGGAGCUGCUGAAAAGCAAUGCAGCCGUUGGAUACUGUUCAGGUUCAUACUUGGAAAAAUAUCUGGUAGAAGUUUUAGGCUUUACUCGCAACAAUGUUAAACAUUAUGGCUCAGCAGAAGAAUAUGCUCAAGCCUUCAAUAAGAAAGAAAUUGCUGCCGCUUUUAUUGGAACUCCUUUGGCCAAAAUAUUCCUUGCAAAAUUUUGCAAGAAAUUUAUUGCAGCUGGGCCAACAUUCAACAUCGGAGGGUUUGGAUUUGCAUUUCCUCGGGGAUCUCCAUUGCUUGCAAGUAUUAAUGAAGCUCUACUGAAGGUAUCUGAAAAUGGAACGCUAGUACAACUGGAGAACAACUUUAUUGGCGUACUUCAAAAAUGCCAGGACAAGGAAGAAGAAAAUCCUAGUCUUAGCCCCAAUGGGUUCCGGGCACUCUUCAUAAUCACUGUAGGCACAUCAACAAUUGCCCUAGUAAUUUACAUUUUUUGUAUAGCUAGUUCUUUUCCCGGACUUACAACCAUUAGGGGCCUUAUGUUCAUUAUCAUCAAACAUUGGUGCUACCAAAGCAAGAGAUUCAGCAGAAGAGUAAGCAAUGUUGAAAGCCUUGGAAAUUCUUCUCCACAGCAUGCACCAAACCAGCUCUCUCAAGUUUAAGAUCGGGAAAUCGGUUACAUUUUUUCAUUUACAUCAUGGUGUUGUCUGUAACUUCUUCUCUUUUUUUCUUUCUCUUUUUUUUUUUUUGCAAUUUUGUACAAAAGCUAAAUCAGUAAUUAUUAAUAACCAUGUAAAUAAUCCUGGGUUUUUCUUUUCCCAUACGAGAGCUAGCAGUCAUUGUAAUGAAGGCACUUACUGUAAUUUCUUUCG